CUUCUCCCAGCAGCCACUAUAACAGCACCCAAUUUAUCAUAAAUAACAACUUCUUCUUACAGCUUCUUAACAAGUGAAGGUACAGAGACUUUUCUCCAAUCUUCACCAUUGUUAAUCAAUGCUACUUGCAAAAUUAAUUGAGUAUAAAGUACUCUUGACAAUAUUAGCAUUUAUAUUAGUUCUUGUGAAUUGUGAUGAGUCUUCUGUGAAGCCAUCGUUUGGGGAGGCAUCUGGAACCAUAAAUGGGCUUAAGAACUGUCCUAGAUGCAACAAGGGUCCGCGUAAAAAUUUUAACCCCCGAUGCUGUGGCAGGGCCGUUUCUGACUACUUCCAGAACGAUCAGUUUGAGAAGAUGUUCUCAAACCGUAACUCCCUUGAGGCCCAUGCAAAGGGCUUCUGGGACUACCACUCUUUUAUCACUGCCUCUGCUCACUUCCAGCCGUAUGGCUUUGGUACUACCUACAUCAACUGGAACUUCAUGGGAACCAAGGAAAUCGCUGCUUUUCUUGCCCAUGUUGGCACCAAAACCUCCUGUGGACAUAAAGUGGCAACCAAGGAACAAUUAGCCUGGGGUUUAUGCUAUAAUAAGGAAAUGAAUUCCAACUCAGAUUACUGUAAUGAGCACUACAAAAAUGCUUAUCCAUGUGCUUCUGGAGUUGCAUAUUAUGGUCGGGGUGCUCUACCUAUCUAUUGGAACUACAAUUACGGAGAAGCAGGUAAAGAUUUGAAAGUAGAUUUGUUGAACCAUCCAGAAUACAUUGAACAAAAUUCCACCUUGGCAUUCCAAGUUGCAAUUUGGAGGUGGAUGAAACCAAUUAAAGAGCAUCAACCUUCAGCACAUGAUGUCUUUAUUGGUUAUUGGACUCCCACCAAGAAUGACACUAUAGCAAAGAGAGUCUCUGGUUUUGGUGCUACCAUGAAUGUGCUCUAUGGAGAUCUUCUUUGUGGUAAAGGCGAUAAUGAGUCCAUGAACAACAUCAUCUCCCAUUACCUAUAUUACCUUGAUCUUAUGGGUGUUGGCCGAGAAGAAGCAGGGCCUCAUGAUGUGCUUAGUUGUGCUAAGCAAGUUGUUUUCAAUCCAUCCUAUUCCUCAUCUCCUUGAGCUUUGUUUGGUAUUAAUACUUAAUAGUAUGUCCCUUGUUGAGCUAAUCUUUUUGUAAUGUCAUUAAUAAGAAAAAAGAACUGUUCAAACAUGAAGGGAGUAAGAGUUUGUUUAAACUAUUUGUGCGUCUUCCCGUGAUGCUAAACUUGCUUGGAGAAUAAGAGUUCGUAUUUAGUGAUUGGCUUUUGCUA
Quercus robur (English oak) is the source of this 1293-nucleotide messenger RNA. RefSeq names its product chitinase-like protein 2. Lineage: Eukaryota; Viridiplantae; Streptophyta; Magnoliopsida; Fagales; Fagaceae. The transcript has 3 exons. The record is from RefSeq and is a predicted model, not a curated record. Bases 119 to 1102 code for a protein of 327 amino acids. Gene Ontology annotation, biological process: carbohydrate metabolic process; cell wall macromolecule catabolic process; chitin catabolic process. Gene Ontology annotation, molecular function: chitinase activity.